Molecule: messenger RNA, 3418 nt
Organism: Cervus elaphus (red deer)
Lineage: Eukaryota; Metazoa; Chordata; Mammalia; Artiodactyla; Cervidae
Gene: C3H12orf56
Product: chromosome 3 C12orf56 homolog
Exons: 13
Coding region: 230-2119 (629 amino acids)
Source: RefSeq, a predicted model, not a curated record
AUGUGUGUGUGUUGGUGUGUUGUGGCAGGGGGCGGGGGUGCGGUGGUGGUCCAGGGGGCCGGACGCAGGAGUUCCGAAGCCGGGGGCCCGGCCACCAGCGCCCGGGGAGGCGGCCGCGCAGUUCGGCGGCUUUGUGGCGCGCGCGGGUUCCACCGCGGGCGGCGCGGAGGCGGGGUCCGGCAGAGGCGUCCGCCGACCCCGGCAGUCGGCUGGGCCGCGGGCGCCCCGCAUGGCCUGCCCCGCGCGCUGCGGCUUCCCAGCGCGCAAGAAUAGCCGCUUGGACGCCUUCCUGCGGAGGCAUCUGCAGCCCGAGGUCUACGACGCCGUCCGCGCCUAUGAGCUGUGCAUCGUGGUAUCUGACUCGGAGAAACACACCGUAAAGUACGUGGUGCUCACCGACCGGCUCAUCUACCUGACCGAGAACCCGCCCAAGUCCAUCCGACGAGUCGUGGCGCUGCGGGACAUCGUAGCCAUUGACCUGAUUGAUGAUUACCCAGAAUUUCUAAGUCCACCAGAUAGAGAAACCAACCAACACAUUCGUAUCAUCUAUUAUUCAACUGUUUUUAAAAAAGAGUGUGAAAAAUCAAAAGGUGUCAGGAAAUUCUUAUUUCCAUUUCAUCAUGCCAAUGCUAACAACAAAAAAGUCAAAGAAGAGAAUAAUGGGCCUGUGUUUUGGAGAGGCAAAAAGUCUAAAAGUCUGAAUGAAUCCUUUUUCAGGUACCACCGGGAGAGCAGCACAGCAUCCAAGGACUCAACUCUCGGCCCUCCUUCAGACCUGAAGAAGCUGCCCCUCCACAGCCAGAGAGCCUGUGGACCCUUACCUACCCCCUCCAGGAGAAGCUGUCAGCUCACAUCACCCACUAGCAAGGCUAGUGGGCCAUUCUGUAUAACAGACACAAAAGAACCCCGGGGGCUUUCAGAUCACAAAGACUCUCUAAGUGAAAUCCCUUUCAAGUGCAAUGGGAACGGAAAUGAGUUUUACUUAGGAAAUUCCACUCUGGCUUCCCCUUUACAGAGCAACCCAAACCUAGAGAAAAAGGAAUCAGAACUUCAUUUGUAUGUUAUUUCCACAACGUCAUCAAUAUUUCUGCACUUAAAAAGUUCAUGGAACAAUUAUAUUAUAAAAGCUACUCUUUUACAGGAUCCCCUAUAUGUUAGCGAGCUCAGCCCUGCUACUGGAAAUCCAAAGCCAUACAGAUCUGAGGAGAAAAUUAAGCACUUUGGUCAGCUUAAAUCUGAACUUUUUCUUAAAGACAACACAUUGAGGAGGAUACUUUGUCUAAUCACGGAACUUAAAGUAGCAGCCCAGAAAAACUUCAUUCUGAAAAGACUUUUCUGGAAAACCAGUGACCUUUUCUAUUUCCUAGUGAACAAACUUCAUGAAUACUUGCCAGAGUCUAGGGAUAAGAAUGCACUUCACAAUAGAAGCCAAAGGGCUGAUGAGCUGGUGGUGUGCAUUGAAAUUAUACAGACUCUGGGACGGAUGUUCAGAGAAACGGAAACUGAGUCAUUGCGCCUGAACAUAUUAGCAGCUAAGAAGGGAACACUAUUUAACCUUUUGGUAAUCUUAAUUAGCGAGCCUCAGAUUCCAAAAUCAUGUCCUGUGUUUGACAUCCAGUUGGUGGCUGACUCAACUUUAGUUGAGAUGUCUUUUGAUGCUGAGUUACAGAAGCUUAUCCUGGAAUAUACAGACACAGCUACAGCACUUUUGUAUGAGAUACUUCUUGUCUUUCAGCAGGGAAAUCUUGGAUUGGAGUCAGCACAGUUUGCUAUUAGCUGGAUAAUAUCCUUUCUACAAAGUUGUCCUCCCAUAAUUACUUUUGUGGCCAGUAUUGUGAAACAAGUGGUGAAGGGCCUUUCAGCUUCAUUUCAGCUGCUAAGUCCCGGCAGAGCGGUCUUGUUGUACCAGCAGUUUUACAUCCUCAAGAGCUGCCUGCAAUACAGCAAGACUUUAGCUGAGUAUAUUAGGAACAACUACAGAGAAGAAUUCAGGUACUUUAUUCACAUGCCAGCAUUGGAAAAAAGGCUCCCAUUAUGUUACCCUAUUACCCAACCUAUCACUCAACUUUUUCAUGAAGUUCUGAAAUUGGUUGAACAGAAACAAUCUGUGAAAUGUUAAUAAGCGUAUAAAAUGUUAAUUGGAAGUCAACUUAAUAUUUAUUAGAAAUACAGCUAUUCCUGUAUUCUACAAAAAAGAUCUUAUUUGAAGGUUCCAUCAAUACCUAAGAGAAAUCUUUAAAGUUUUUAAUCUGCUACAAAAAAGAAACUGUUCAAUACAAUGACAUAAAGUGUUGCUGAAGACUAACAUUUUUCUAAAAGAAAAAGUUCCUAAAGACAUAAAAGAAACAGAAACCUAUGAAGAGCAAAUGUAGAAAGUGCACCCUGAUGAGUUUUGGUGUAAUAAUGGUGACUGGCAUGAAGCCACUGACAUAUCCAAAAAUAAAUUGUGGGGCAUAUAAAUACUGGGCAAAAGGAUGACACCACCUGUAAAAAUUCUAGCAAUAUAAGUAUUCAUGGAAGAAGGAGCAGAAGAACAUAGGCAUAGCUGUAAGAAAGGUCAGUUCCUCAUUUAUCAUGGGGAAAGAAGCUUGGACUUGCUUCAACAAAGCUAAAUGCAUUCUGCCACUCCUAAACGAACCCGGGGCUACUGAGAGCAGUCUUGUAGAAUUUCUAUGAAAGAGAAACUGUCUAUAAGCAGUUAUGGCUCUUCCAAUUAUUUUUAAAAUGUCUUACUAUAUAUCUUACAGCAGUAAACUAAAACCUUCACUUUGGCAUCCCUGCUGAGCUAUUGGAUUUGGGCUUCUUAAGAACUCAGGAACUGGGUCCUUCCUUCAACUGACAUAAGGGAGAAUCAGAGAAGAAUCCAGCACCAAAGAAAGAGCCCCCAAGCCAGACUUGCCUGUGCUGCGCAGUGGAGAGAGAAUUAAACUCGGGACAUCUGAUUUCUGGUUCUGGCUAAGCCACUAACCGGCUCUUUGACCUGGAGAAAGCCAGAUCUCCUUUCAGGGCCUCCUCUGCUAUGUGGAAGGCUAGGUUAGAACUUGUUCUCCAAGUUCUCUUCCAGCUCUGACAUUCUCUGCUGGUGAUGAGACACUUCUUAGCAUUCUGUCAUAGGCAGUGCAUUCCUCUGCUACCCUGGCUCAGUGCCUGGUUGUACAUUGAUUUCAACCAUACUGUUUUCUUUGGACUAAGCAUUUUCCUCCUGGCUGUCAUCAGCAUCGCCCCAGAAAGUGUCUGAGCCUUCUGCACUGUCAUGCACCCAAGAUUACAAGUCUUCUGCUUUCUAAUCUAGCAAGCAAAAUGGUGUUUAUGAGUGUCCCGGGCUGUCAGAUGAGGGGUUAUUCCCAAGAGAUGGUUAAACAGGAGAAUUUGAAAAGAUUCUUAAGAUAAAGGCAAGCAACACUUGAAACUGGAAAAA